Carassius gibelio (silver crucian carp) is the source of this 780-nucleotide messenger RNA. It is a transcript of the gene rpp21, whose product is annotated as ribonuclease P 21 subunit. Gene Ontology annotation, biological process: tRNA processing. The transcript has 5 exons. Gene Ontology annotation, cellular component: nucleolar ribonuclease P complex. The record is from RefSeq and is a predicted model, not a curated record. The coding region runs from base 112 to 579 and encodes 155 amino acids. Lineage: Eukaryota; Metazoa; Chordata; Actinopteri; Cypriniformes; Cyprinidae.
UUUACCCAGAAGCAGAAGAAAAAAAUAAAAAGCAUGCUGCUGUCAUGCAGUGCGCAGUAGAAGUUCACACUUGAGAGUUUCAAAGACAGACAAACACGUCCCUUGUGAACCAUGGCCGGGAAUAUAAAAGAUAAAGAAGCAUAUCAACGUCAGAACUUCCUCUAUCAGGCUGCUCACUGCGCUUUGGCUCAAAAUCCAGAGAACACUGAACUGGCGAGAUUUUACUGCCUCACUCAGAAGAGCAUCUCCAAACGACUGGUGCUCAGACAAGAUCCAUCACUAAAGAGAACCAUUUGCAAAAAAUGCUGCACUUUACUAAUACCAGGUGUCACAUCAACUGUACGACAAAAAAGAGGACCGAUGCGACAGUGUAAGACUGUUGUGCGAUGUUUAAGUUGUGGCCUGACCAAACAGUUUCCAAACAACCCAAAACAUAAACUGUGGGUGGAUCAACCGGAGGCUCAACUGGAAAACCAGACCUCACAUGAUGCUGGUCCUUCAUUGAAGUUCAAAACCCAAAGGAAGAAUCCUGAUAUUGGCUCAGUGUCCACGACAGCGAAGACUUCGCCUACAGUUUAAACAAUUGUGACUAAACCUUCAUGAGUACAUACACCACUUGUACAUACAUUAUUAAUAACUGGCUAAACAAGUGAACUUUUGGGCGGUAUUUUUAUUUCAUCUUAUUUUUUGUUUAAUUUUUUUCCCCUGACAUUGUGCAAUAUUGUUUUUCUUCCGCACUGAAUAGAUGUUUUGAAUUGCAAUAAAGUGAUUCUUCUGUAA